This is a messenger RNA of Pistacia vera, 831 nucleotides long. Its product is annotated as probable inactive L-type lectin-domain containing receptor kinase III.1. NCBI's taxonomy places the organism in Eukaryota, Viridiplantae, Streptophyta, Magnoliopsida, Sapindales, Anacardiaceae. The record is from RefSeq and is a predicted model, not a curated record. The transcript has a single exon. Gene Ontology annotation, molecular function: carbohydrate binding. The coding region runs from base 1 to 831 and encodes 276 amino acids.
AUGGCUGCAGCUCUUAGAUCACUUUACGUUAAUGUAGUUUUCAGUGUAUCCUUGAUAUCUUUGGCGUUGGCUCAAGGAGAAAACUAUUUCAUCUUCCAUGGCUUCUCUGAUUCCAAUUUAAGUUUGGAUGGUGUCGCCCAGAUCCAACCUAGUGGUUUAUUGCAGCUGACCGAUUUUGAUUCCACCCUUAAAAUGGCUCAUGCUUUCUACCCUUUUCCUUUCAGAUUCAAUACAUCUUCCUCUCAAUCUCUUUCAUUUUCAACAAAUUUUGUAUUUGCAAUGGAUUCUAUGCGUUCUAAUCCAUUCUCUCUUGGCGGCCACGGUAUGGCUUUUGUCCUCUCACCUUCCAUGGACUUUAGUAAAGCUGUUGCAGGUGCAUAUUUAGGACUCUUCAACUAUUCAAACAAUGGCCUGUCUACAAAUCAUAUCUUGUCGGUUGAGCUCGAUUGUGUUCAAACCCCUGAAUUUUAUGAUAUAGAAGAAAACCAUGUUGGAAUUGACAUCAACGGCCUCAUAUCUAAUCAAUCUGCUCCGGCAACUUACUUCUCCGAUGAAGAAGGGAUUAACAAAAGCUUGAGUCUACGAGAUAGAGAUCUAAUACAAAUUUGGAUAGACUACAAUGCAGAAGAAAUGUUACUCAAUGUAACACUAGCUCCGAUCAAAGUUCCAAAACCAAGCAAGCCUCUCUUGUCAAAACCCCUCGAUCUUUCUCAAAUUCUCUUAGAUUCUAUGUAUGUUGGCUUCUCNGGCUUGGGCAGUCCCUAUUCCGGGCCCUUAAGGACUAGUGAGGGAUUGGGUCCAAAUUGGUUGGAAUCAGUCCUAGGCCUGUAA